This is a messenger RNA of Danaus plexippus (monarch butterfly), 2098 nucleotides long. RefSeq lists its product as uncharacterized. NCBI's taxonomy places the organism in Eukaryota, Metazoa, Arthropoda, Insecta, Lepidoptera, Nymphalidae. The transcript is spliced from 7 exons. The record is from RefSeq and is a predicted model, not a curated record. Bases 213 to 1658 code for a protein of 481 amino acids.
UGAGAGUGACAGCGCGCGACGCACGUACAGCCGCGUGAAAGUUUAUCGAAAUUUCGGCGCUAACUUCGCAAUAUUCAAAAUUAAAUACAAACUUUAAUUUAUUUAAAUAAUAUUUGUCCUCAAUAUUAACUAUUUUAUUGCCUGUAUUUAUUGAUUUGUGAUUGUGAUAAGUGGAAGUGGUUUGGUGUCUUCCGUCGUAACAAAACGAGAGGAUGACUAACGCACGUAAUAUCAAAGCUUGGUUUUGUCUGGUAUGCAUGGCCACAUCAAUGGCUGCCCCAGUCUACGGACCUGGGAGGUUGCAGCUGGAUAUUAUAGACAUGGCAGCGAUUAGCCGAAUGACCCCACAACAGCUGGAAGCCCUAGCUGAAGGUCUUGCAGCUGAAGAAAUAAUGAGGACAAAGCGAUCAUCCGCACAAGAACUUGCUACGUCAGUCGUCUCAAAGGCUUCAUCAGGUCUACAAAGUAAAGUCGGUCUUUUGGGUCAGGCUUCAGCUGGUAUCACAUCUUUCGUGGCAUCAGCCUCUAGCAAGACUGGUCACUCUGAACAUGGAUACUCUUACGAGCCGCACAACGAAAAUGUGGACUAUUGGGGCUUGAAGAAAUCAAUCUUCCACACCUUAUUCCAAGCUGUGAAGGCUAUAACCGGGGGAGUUACAAUUCUCAAAGGUCAACUUAUCAAAGGAGGUGGUGCUUUAGCAGCCACCUUAGGAAAAGUGAUAUCUUCCAAGGGAGACGCUGUCAGUAAUUUUGGAAAGAAGAUUGUUAGCUCAGCAGCGCUGAGUCACAAAAAGCCAUCACACCCUGUAUAUGGCCCCCCCGCGGAGUACGCUAGCCCAAGCGGCUAUGGAGGUACUGCGCCCGCUCACUUUUCCCACACAGCGCCAGCACACACAGCACCCACUGGUUUCGCAGCUCACAAGUACCCUUCGCAUAUAGACGGACGUGGAAAACUCAGCGGCGUCCACGCCGGUUUGGUCAUAUUGACGCCUCUCGCAGAAGCAGGAAACAUCGAACAUCACGAAUCAAGUGGUCACACAGCACUUGAACCACCACCGUCACUUCUACAUACAGUAUACUCGGCUAUUAAAGAUGCUUUCUCAUCUGCCGCAACUCACACUGAAGAAACUGUGCUCACUGAUCAAGUACCCCCACCACCACAACCGAUGCCACCUUUCAAGCCAAUGGCCUGGGGCGCUGUCAACUCAUACGGCGAACCAGCCGAUAGUUACACGGAUUACGAUCCAAGAAAUCCCUACCCACCAUACAGUUAUGCUUCGUCCAAAUUAUCUUCCGCCCCUUCGCAACCCAAACACCAAGGUCUCACACAAGAAAAGAUCCAAAAAAUCAAUGCCAACCUAGAGAAAGUUAACGCUUAUUUAAAUGAAAACCAGAGGUCGUCUGAAGAAGUUCCAAGCUUUAACACACAGUAUACCGAUAUGUUAAGAAAAGGUUUGAUUCCCUUCCUUCCUACUCCUGUGGUUAGUGACAAUGAGAUAGGCGUGCUACCCGGGGAACUCCUUCCAGACCCCUUGACCACAACUUCAACUUCAACUACAACAGUAUCCACACCAAAGAACACAACAGACAAAGAAAACAAAAGACAGAAGAAAGAUAUAAAAUAUCUCCUCCGAGGCAACAGGAUUUUACAAGUCUGACAUUUGACAAAUGACUGACCUGAGAGGUCCCGAUAUACAACUCAGUCCUGGCUGGAGAAAAUCUGCAAUAUUAUAACGUGUAAUUAUGUAAAUAAAUACAGUAGACGCUAAGUUACGGAAUAGUCAUAAUAACAUAAUGACCGGUUACUUUAAGUGUCGCAAUGGUGAUAUUCAGCAAAACGUAAUCUAUGAUAACGUAUUAAAUUAUGUAGUAUUAUAUUAAACAUUAUAGGAAUCCAAAAGAUUUUGCAAAUAACAAAUUAUUAGUUAUUUUAAACGUCGCUACGAAUAGACAAGUUAUUGUGUGUGCAUUACUUUGGUGUUAUAUUAAUAUUUAAAACGUUGAUUGGUUCAAAUGAUGAAAGUGUACAUAAAUUAUGCUCAAAAUAUAUUUAAUUUAAAAUUUAAUAUUAAGUAUUUUAUAUUUUUGUAAAUAAAUG